Gryllus bimaculatus (two-spotted cricket) is the source of this 13086-nucleotide messenger RNA. NCBI's taxonomy places the organism in Eukaryota, Metazoa, Arthropoda, Insecta, Orthoptera, Gryllidae. The record is from the annotation of a GenBank genome assembly.
GGUGUCAGCUUUAGUGCUAUUUAAAUACAACAUUGUGUUUUGCUAUGUGAUUUCUUGCCGUGGAUAUCAUAAUGUGAAAAAUAACUUCUAAAGCUAGGCGUUUAUUUACUGGACCAUCUAACAACUUCACUUGCAGUAAAUGUGAUCUGAGGGCGCGGAGCGGCGUCCUGUGGCCUGCGGCGAGGCGCGCCGUGGCCUCCGUCGCCUCCGCCAUGGACGCGCUGCUCUUCGGCAACGUCACCAGCAAACCGCAGUUACUGCGCACCUCAGACGACUACGACAAUCUAACCGCAAGUGUAACCACGACGCAACCACAACAUCCUCUUCCCGCAUCGAAUCCAGUUCCUCUGCACUUCUUGUGAGAAUGCACUUGCUUCUUUCGAAUGCCCUAUCUCGUCCGGAGCAGCGAUGCGCGAAGGAACACACAGUGACGGAUGCGACGAGGCUCAGGGAGGUGUAUUCAGCAUGGUACGGACGUGUGGGAACCUCCUCCUAUAUUCCUUCAGAGAAGGUGCAGCAACUUUUCAAUGAUAUGCAGCUAUAUCCGUCCAAAUCGCAAGUGUAUGAAAUGUUGCAGUGUGCCAAGGAAUGUGCAAAUCGAAGUUCAGCAGCUUAUCUCACUUUUGGAGAAUUUUGUAUUUUUGCAACUGAACUGAAGAGAUGCUAUGAAAGAGGUAUACCUCGACCCAUCCAAUUGUCCCGCUUGUUGGAAAGAGAUGGGGAGGACAAGAAGAGGAGAAACAGAAGAGUGUCGAACAAACAACUAUGUGUGGCAUGAUUUAUUUCCAGAAGGAAUUCCAAAGUAUGAAGUGUUUUUGGGCGGUUCCUGCAACCCUACUACAUGGCGACAUGAUAUAGCUAUUCCAAUGUUGAAACGUCUAGGCAUCACUUACUAUAAUCCUCAAGUGUCACAUUGGGGUCCCGAAUUGAUAGAACUAGAGCAUCAAGCAAAACAAAAUGCAGCUGUCUUAUUUUUUGUAAUUGAUAAUCAGACGCGAAGUGUUGCAUCUAUAAUUGAAGCAGCUCACAUGUCAGGCAGGCAUCGAAAACUCAUCCUUGUCAUCCAUGCAUAUGAAGGCCCUGGACAAAAAAUUUGGGGAGAAUCCAUUUCACCAGAAGAGUUUGAAGACCUUACUACUGGGCAAAUGGUUCUUCAAGAUUUAGUAGAAAGGCAGGGCAUCCCUGUGUUUGAAAGCAUCCCCAUUGCCUUGAAUUGCACAGCUAAGGUUCUACGAGAAAACAUUAGUGUUCAGGAAUUAGGUCUUAAAGAUUAUGCUCAGCCAGUGAAGAUGGCCCAUGUACAGUUAGGAGACAAAUUAAUAAAGCUGCGGGAAGCUUUUGAUGCUCUGGAUACUACAAAUUCUGGCGAGUUGUGCUUAGCAGAUGUUUGCAUGGCCUUUCGAAUUCUGACAAACAGGAAUCUUUCUCUGGCAGAUGUUCGCAGCAUUGUUGCUGCACAAACAGGCAUGCCAGGGAAUGAAGUAAAGGAUUUACCUCUUGAGCAACUUCAUGUCAACUUUGAGCAGUUUUGUGCAAUUGUUGCAGAAUUCAAGAGUUGUGAAAGUGAGGCUCGCAAACUAUGGCAGUUAGUUCUAGCCAAAACCACACGCCUUGUGCAGGCAAUUGUCUCGCCUUUGACUAAAGUUCUAGAAUGGGCAAUAUCUCCAAGACCCUUGAGAUCUUUACAAUUAGGUGCUCCCCCAAAUUGCCAGAGUAAUUGUGUACGUGAUGUUUAUCUUGGAGGAUCUUGUCGUGCAUCUACCUGGCGUGAGGACAUUGCCAUUCCAAUGCUCAAAAAAAGUGGUUUGACGUACUUCAACCCACAACUUUGCUCUUGGAGCAAACGUUUAAUUCCUAUUGAGGCAGCUGCAAUGGAUAAUAGUUAUGUUCUCUUAUUUGUUAUAUCUAAUACAUCGCGAUCACUGGCAUCUAUGGCCGUGGCAGCUCAUUACAUCGGAUUGGGCUGCAAUGUGGUUUUGUGUGUGCAACAGCUCCUGGACGACUGCAUUCUGGGGAGUGAUAAGCUGUCAAAGCAAGCGGUUAAAGAUUAUAAUCGUGGCCGAAUGUACCUGUCAGAUCUGGCAAACCGUGAAGGUGUGCCUGUAUUUGAGUCUGUGAGCGAGAGUGUAGAAUGUGGAGAAUCUUUGGAACCAUCUCAACAGAAGAGCACAAUACCCCGCAGACAUGGCAUGCAGUGUUUGGGAAAAGUGCCCUCAGCACGAAGACCUCCAGCAAAUUUGCCAAGUUUGAAGAGUGAACAUAGCGGCAACGAUCCAGCUGUUAGUUUAGUUCCUAGUGGUGGUACAGGAUGGGGCAGCAAACCAGGAGAAACCACAGGCCCGGCAGCCACCACCUCACAGCCACACACCACACCUCCGGCAGCCAAUAUACCGGUUGUUGCGCCUCAACCACCCGUCGUUGCACCAGUAAUUCCAGGUGCUGUAACUGCAACCCCUUCCGCUGCAAAUCCCCCAGCACCAAGUCAGGGACCUCCACCUGUGAUGCAGCAAACCGUUCACAGCGACAAGCUUUGGAGUUCUGUAAUGGCAAGCCCAGGAGAAGGGGUUCAUCCUCCAAGCUUCCUUGCACACCAGUCACCUCAGUUCCAGCAGGAAUUCCCCAAAUUGUCCAGUGGAGAUGGACAGGCUCCAGCAACUGGACAGAAAGGUGGAUCAGAUACCCAGUACGGCCCCGGUCCAAGUCUGCGCCCCCAGACGGAAGGAAGCUGGAUCCAGGGUGGUGGCCGGAAUGCCGGUCAACCCCCAAACCAGAUGCCUACUGGUGGGGCGAGUGGCAGUCACCAGGGGGCUGCUGCUGUCCCGGGCCCCCUUCCUCACAUGCAGCCAGGGAGCGAUCCAACUGGCGGACGGAACAACUUGGGCCCAUGUGUUGCCCCGGCAGGGGGUAUGGGCCCGGGAGGCCCGGCUACUCAAGUACCGAACACGGGCGGUACAAACGUCCUUCCUGGGGUGGCUCCUGGUGGGACUAUGAUGCCUCAUAUGGCUCCAAACGCCCAACAACAGUUUUCUCGCAACAUUAUGUCACAAUUUCAAAUGUAUCGAGGAGCAUUUUCACCAAACUUUCAAGGUCCGAUGCAUGGCCCUGUACGUCCUUCACGAUAUCAAUACCCGACUGAAAACAGGUUCAUGGCAAGACCUGCUCCAAAUACAGUGGAUGAUGAACUUGUUCCUCGUCCCAUUAUUAAAGAAGAAGAAUUAAGUAAAAUGGAUGACAUUGCUAGAGAUGCUGGCUGGGCUAUUCAUGAUGACGAUAUUGUGGAUUAUAAUCAGCAACUCUUAUUUAGUGAUGAUGAGAGUACACCAGAAGAAGAUGCACGCAAAGAUGCCAAAACUUCCAAUAAAGAUGAAAAACGUUCCAAUGAUAGAGAACGGGAAAGAGAGAGUGAGCGUGAAAGUAAUGAGAGGGAAGAACAUCGGACAUCUGUUUCAUCAUCUCUUCCUUUAUUUAUUAGAUCUGGGUUUUCUAUUUUAUUCAUGGGUCUGACUGUAAAUGAAAUCGUCAAUUUAUUGAGAAAUGAUGAUAUAGAAGACAUAGGUGAUAUUGCUUUGGCAAUGUUUCCACCCAUGGAGCAUGCACAAGCAGAUACUGUUAUAGAUUCGGAUAGAGGAGAUGAUAAAACGCAAGGAGACCCAGAGGAUCAUAGAGACAAGAGGAAUGAACCCUUACCACAAAGAGGCCCUCCUGAACAACCCAGUCGAAACUGGCAACCGGGCCGUUCCUCUGUUAAUAUGGACUUUCGGUCUCCUCCUGUACAUGGGCCAGUUGCCCCAGCAACCCAUCCAUUGCCCCAUGGUGGACCUGGUCCUGCAUCUCUUGACUGUCCAAUGCCUCCGGUGAUGCGGCCAGUCUCCCAUCCAGGUGCUGCAAGGAAGUUGCAAGCUCUGGAGCAAAAAAUGAAAUUGGCUGCUGAAAAGGAGCAUCAUGAGGAAAGCUCCACCCCUGGUCCAGAUUGGGAGAAGGACAAAGACCGUGACAGCCGAGAACGAGAUAGAUCACGAACUAGUAGUGAAGGUAGAGAGGAGAAAGGCACUCGUGAAGCAAGAGAUUCCAGGGACAUUCGUGAUCACAGAGAGAGAGAUUCUGAUUUCAGGCCCAUCUCUCAGAUUGGGGAACGUCCUGCUUUUAUGCGUGGAGACCGUGAGUUGACACGCAAUGAUCGGGAAUUGCCACGAAAUGAAAGGGAUCGUGAAAUUCCACGCAAUGAGAGGGAAAGAGAUAUUUCCCGCAAUGAACGAGGACGUGAUAUUCCACGCACCGAAAGGGACCGUGAUAUGUCACGUAACGAUAGAGACCGUGAAGUUUCACGCAAUGAGAGGGAUCGCGACAUAACACGCAUUGAAAGAGAUCGUGAACUGCCUCGAAGUGAUAGAGAUCGGGAAAUUUCACGUAGUGAAAGGGACCGUGAUAUGCAACGCAAUGAGAGAGAUCGUGAUAUACAACGUGGUGAGAGAGAACGGGAAAUACCGCGGAGUGAGAGAGAACGUGACAUCCCUCGGAGUGAUAGAGAGCGUGACAUUCCACGUGGUGAGAGAGACCGUGAUAUUGCACGCAGUGAGAGAGACCGUGAUAUUGCACGCAAUGAGAGAGACCGUGAAAUUCCACGCAGUGAGAGGGACCGUGAAAUUCCACGCAGUGAGAGAGAGCGUGAAAUUCCACGCAGUGAGAGAGAGCGUGAAAUUCCACGCAGUGAGAGAGAUCGGGAAAUAUCACGGUCUGAAAGAGACAGAGAAAUUACUCGUAAUGAAAGAGACAGGGAAAUUACUCGGAAUGAAAGAGACAGAGAAAUUAGUAGAAACGAUAGGGAAAUUCCACGAAAUGAUAGGGACCGUGAAAUAAGAGGUGAUAGGGAUCGUGAAAUAACUCGCAGUGACAGAGAUCGUGAUAUUGGGCGCAAUGAUAGAGAUCGUGACAUUCCCCGAAAUGGAAGAGAAAGGGAUAUACCCUGCAAUGAGAGAGAUCGAGAUGGGUCUCGAAAUGAAAGGGAAGUUCCAAGAAGCGAGAGAGAGCGUGAAUUGCCUCGUAGUGAGAGAGAUCGUGAAAGAGAUAUGCGUAGUGAGAGAGAACGUGAGAGAGAUAUUCGAAAUGAUAGAGACAGGAAACCCAGGGACUCAAGAGAUCGUCAUGAUACACGCUAUCUUGCAAACUUGCCUCCGCGGUUUCAGCGUUCAGGUAUUGACCGUUCUAGUGGAUUUUAUGGAGGGCAGGGAAGCCAACAGGUACCUCCACAACCAGCUGUUGGAUCAGGGCCAACUCAGGGGCCUCCUUCAGCUACCCAGGGAGUAUUUCCACAGGGCUCUGCUUCUACCCAAGUGUUUGAUCCACGUUGGAAUCCUCCUCAUUUUCCAUCAGGCCCCAUUCCAGCACCAGGAACUGUCAAUAGCAAUAUAAAAUCUGGGUACUUGCUUCCUCGAGGUCGUGAUGGUGAUGCAUCAACCCCUGACAGAGAAAGAGAACGUGAACGAGAGCGGGAGAGAAAUGAGCGUGACCGUGAAAGAGAGAGGGAACUUGAUGAUAGAGAGAGAGAUAAAGAACGACCUCCUAGUCGAGAUCCCAGAGACAGAAGAGAUCGUCAUAUUGGUGAUAUACCAGAGAGAUACAGGCCUAAUGCUCGAGAGAGGGAUGUUCGUUCUUACCCUGAUAAUGGUAUAAGUGCCAGAAAAACCUCUGGGAAUUACUAUGAAGGACCUCCUGAGUAUGGGCGCAGUUAUAGCAGAGGAUCACAAGAGUAUGAUAGAAAUGAGUAUGGCAGAGGAAGAGAGAGAGAUGCAGAUGUUGAUUCUCGAAGUUCAGAGUCCAGAGACAGAGAAUCUCGGCUUGGCAACCGUGAAGGGCGUGAUAGAGAUGGUCGCCAUUACGAUGAUCGUAGGGAUGGUGAAUUGAUAGAUGAAGUUUACGAUCGACAUCCUCCUCCUCAACAGGCUCAAUUUGAAGAUCACAAAAGAGAACCAGUUAGUGACUUGAAUCGCCAAGAAAAUAAUGAUUGGCGUGAAAAGGAUAAAAAAUUCUUGGAAGAUCGUGAGAAAUUGGAACGUAGAGAUGCAGAUGGGCGAAGAGAGAGGGAAGAGCGUCCACAACGUCCUGACAGUCGUGAUAGUCGGACAUCACGGGAAUCCCGUAAUUCAAGAGAUUCUGUUCGGGAAGAGAGGUCUGUUCAUGAAAAUGAUCACAAGCACAGUAUAUCCAACCGGGAAGUUACCGGUUCGUGGGUGGAAGACCACUACCCUGAUAUGAAAGAGGAAAAAAAGAAAGAUUUUUUCCGUGAAGAACGCAGAGAUGCACCUUUGGAGAAAUCAGAUAGAAAACCAAAUGAAACAGAUGUUUGGAAUCGCAGUUCUACUACUAAGCCGCUUGAAAGAACUACUCCUGAGAAUUCUGCUUCCACUAUUACUACAUCUGCUGCAGGUCAAGCUAGAUUUUCUGAACAACCUAGCAGCAAACCUUGGGCAGAUCAGAUUCCACCAGAUGAUAAUACAGCUCCACCUAGUGCUGCAGUUCCUGAAGAGAAAUCCAUUGUACCUAUUGAUUCCAUCAAAAAGGAUGUGGAGAAAGAUGUUUUAAACAAUGUACCUGCAGAAGCUCCUGAGAAAGUAAAAAACAACCCAAAGGAAGUUGAAUUAGAAGUGGAAGGGCAGGAGGAAGUGAAAAAAGAAGAAAUAACAGGUUCUGUGGAAGUUGAACCUAAGCGAGAAAAAAGCAGUCGUAGUAGAAGUGGUGGUGCUCGUGGCCGAUCUGAUGGACGUGCCAGUCGCCAGGGUUCUGGUAGUUAUGCUGUGUAUCGUGGGGGGGCUAUGUCCUGGGGACAACAAAGAGAGCGUGGACGCCGUGGUCUGCAUAGACCUGCUCCAUCUCGUGCCUCAAACGCUGGAGAGUAUACUCAAGCUACUGAAUCAGAACAAUCUGGUGAUGAAGCGUCAGCUGAAUCGAGCAAAGAAGAUGCAAGCCGUAGCACCGUAGGGCAGAGGCGACCUGAACGGGAACGAGAAUCACGCAGACCUCCUAGGUCUCCAAAACAAGGCCAGAAGAAAUUGGAAAAAGAGGAGAAAAGUAGAGAAUCCCGCCGUGCUGAUGGAGAAAAGGGAUUUGGUAACACAGAUCUUCAUCGUUAUGAUAAAAGGUCUGGAGGAUAUGAUGCUGUACGCAACAGUGGUCGAGAGGGCUUUGCACCGGUUGGAGAACCUUCGCGGAGGGGUCGUGGAGGUGCUUUUCGACGAGGGAGUGUGGGCAGGCGGUAUGGACCUCCAUCUUCAAAGAGCCCUUUUGGUCAACCCCAAGAGGAUGGCAAACACCCUGCUGGGAAUGACGACCCAAAGAACAAGAAUUGUGAUGGAGCUCCUGACCCUUCAAAGGAGGAUAUUGGAGGUGAGCUGGUGAGCAAUGAAGACAAGAAUAAAUUAAAACUGCAGGCACUUGCAGCAGGUGUUAUUGGCAGUGGGGCUCGACAAUUUGGUGGGGGUGGGAAGCAGACUACACAAGUGCCACCUAGAAUGCAGGGAAAGUCUGAAACAGAGCCAAGAGACUCAAGUCGCAGCAAGAGUCGCAGAGGUGGGAGCAGUGGCAGGGGACCUCUUCAAGGCAGGGUGGAUAGGUCUGCAAACAUCACUGGUGGCACUAGUGUAGGGGCUAAACAGAAUUCAUCGGAUGUAGCAGAAGAUUGGGAGACUACCUCGGAGCACAGUGAAGGCGAGGAGCAUGAUGAUGGAAACAAGAGCGGUCGGAAAACCUUUCCAAAACGUGAUGGCCGUCGUUCAAGAGGCUCUGGUAAUCCACGUUCCUCACGUGGUGUUACCAGUAAUGCAACAAGUCCAAAUGGAAGAAAUGUCCGGCCUGGAAACGAGCAACGUUCAAAUGGCAGUACUAGCAAUGGUUUUCCUUCUGGUAGUGGACAGAGAGUGCCUAAUUCUAGUAUUUGUGGUUCUAGUAGUGCCCCCCAAUCUAAUGGUCGUGGCCCUAACUCUCGUAAUAGUAACCAGGCUCUCCCUUUGACUUCUAAGGUAGCUGGAAAAGAAACUACUGCUUCUGUGAAUAGAAUGGAUGAUAUGAAGAUAAAUGACCCAGGUCUUGUUAAUCAGGCCAUAAAUGAUUUAAACAUGGCUAAGAAGAACAGUAGGGUGGAGAAAGACAAGACUAAUCCAUUGGAUGGAAUUGACCUCAACAAUUUUGCAAAUCUUAUACUUAAUGCCAGUCCAAAAGUGUAUGCAUGUUUUUUCCCUAGUAAUCUGGAGGUUAACGAACAAGCACAGUCUGGGGCUAGCAGUCAGAGAAGUACACCUAGUGGUGAUAAAGUAUCUGGGAAAUUAGGGAGAGAGGUUGCUGAAAAGACGGUUCUAGAUGGAACAUCCCCUCCCGUACAGACAAUCAUAUUCGAAAAUACGAAUUACAAAUCGGGCCCAAGCGAAUUAGGAAUGAAGGCAGCAAAGUUCAGUAAUCACUUAAAAAAUUCAAGAAUUGAUAAAGGCAGAGAACGAAAGCUCGGUGAGGAUGUUGAAGAUGUACAGUUGAGUUUUGCUAAUAAAAAUUCUGGACCAGUUCCAGAAAUGAACAAAACUUCAGAAAAUAAGACAGAACCAAUUCAGAUGCCUAUUGCAUUUAACAAGAACGAAGAUAGUGUGGACAUGAAGCUUGAUUUCACCUUCGAUUCUGAACUCUCUCAGCUUACUGAUGAUAAGAAAAAUAAAAGUAUGGGACUUCCACGGUCCAUGCACCUCCCUCAAGGUGUUCAGUCUACAAUCUCCCAUGGUUCUACUGAUGAACUAAACUUCAAAAUAGCAUCUGUUAAAAAGGUUUGGGAAGCUAUUCCUCCUGGACCUCCUGUAAUAGAGCACAAUGAAGAUGGAAGCGUUGCAUCCACAGCUUCGUCCUUCACUCCAACCUUUGGAAACCCUGUUGAUUCGGGUUUAGAGCCUUCUUUUCCAAAAGUAGAGGGGUCGAGUGUUGCUGGUGAUGAUGGAUCAGCAUUGACUCCAGGAGAAAUCGUGUACAGCUCUGGCCCACAAAUUCAGAACAAUCCCAACAGUUACAGUGGAAACGUUGCUGUGUCUGCUGUGCCAAACAUGGUCAAGAGUGAUGUCCCAUCUACUUCCAGUAAUGUCUGCAAAGUAAAACCCCAACAACAAGCAGUAAUGUCUGCCGGUCCAUCACCUAUUGGACACCCUGGUCCUUUAUCUCCACCACCUUUCAAUUCAUCCAACACUCAGCAAGGACAUAUUAACUAUCAGCCUACUCUUGGCGGUACUGCCGCUCCAUUUGGUAGUAUUUCAGCAAUUCCCUCCCCUCCAACCGUGCUGUCUUAUUCUUCUCAGCAAAUUCCUAGCCAAGGUGGUUUAUAUGGAGCUUUCCAACUAGAUGGUACUCAGGUUCGGAGUGGCCAAGCACUAUCACAGUUCUCAGGAUUUCCACCAUAUGGAUUAAACCAAGGCCUUGCAGGGCAGACAUCUGCAUUCAAUCAACAAUCCAUGUAUCUUCCAACUGCACCUCAUCCUCCACCAAGUGCUGCACCUGAUAUAUAUCCAUCAUCAUUAUCCCAAUAUAGAAUUCCUGCUGCUCAGGGUCCAUUUGGUCAAUCACAACAACUUAGCAGUAACCCUAGCACUGUUUUAAUUUCUUCCACAUCUAAUUCAUUAAUGUCUGCAAGUGUGAAGCCUUCAUCACAACAAAUUGGUGCUAUUGGAACGAAGGGUGGAGGACCUUACCAGCAAAGUGGUUUGCCAUCACAGCCAUCUCAGCUAUAUAUACAAUACGAUCCAAGUUAUUUAUCUGGAUCCCAGAUGGUUCAGCGCCCUGGACCUGUCCAAAGCAAUGUUGUACCGACAAUUCCACACUCAUCAUCAUUUUACUCAGGAUCAGCUGGUGGCCAAGCAGGUUUUUAUCAGGCAACUAAUUCAACACUGCAGCAGGGACCCUCUGGUCAACCUCUUCAUCAAACAGGAUCUCCCUAUGGUUUACAAGGUUACAGCACCCAAUCAGGAACUGCCACUCCUGUGGGUCUUCAAGGGUUUAGUUCCCAGAAUGGCAGGUCACUAGAUUUCACAAAUGCACAAAAACAACACACUAUUAUUACUUUAAAGUCAUCUGUAAUGCCACAGUACAGAGGCACAAGUCUUCCUGCGCAUACGUUUCUUAAAUCUGGUCAGCAUCCAACUGAUCAUAAUGCAGGUUCAAAUGGUCGGACUCAGUUAAAAUCUCCUUCGAGUAGUCAACAAGAUGUUUUGGCAUCAGUAUCUGUUUUCUCUUCUGGUCCUCAAAUACCAUCGCCAAAGUCUCGCAGCUCAAAACAGCAGGGCCCACAACAGCAGCAGCAGCAGCAGCAACAGCAGCAAAGCCCAAAUCAGCAGCAGCCUUCUCAACAAAAUCAGCAACAACCCCCACAUCAUAAGUUUUCUCCUUAUCAAGGAAUGACUGCUUCAACCCAACUGGCUUUUCCACAAAGUGUGCGUGGGCAAAUGAGCAUCACUGUACGUAGUGGUGUUCCCACUGCAACUCAGCGCUACCCGCAGCCUAUUCAGAGGCCAGUGCCAUUCCCAGGUGGUGGCACACAAGGUGCCAACUCAAUGGGAGGACGACAUAGACCCCAGCAUCAGCAGCCAUCACGGCAACCAGCAAAUGGAGCAAUGUGAAGAUGGAAAGUGUAUCGGAUGGAAAACCUGAAACUGCAGGAGAAAACAAGAUCACUGAAAAUGUAACUGUCUCAGGAAGCAGCAACUCAGCUCCAGGAAGUAGCAAGCCUGUGACAAGUGUAGCUUCCCAACCAGAACAUAAAAUUUCCCCAGCAGAGUAGUGUUGGUACCAGUUGUUGAUCCUAUUAUUUGUUUCUCCAUCAUAGCAUACCCACUAUGCGUGUGAUACAUGUAGUUAGAAGUUGAUGCAGUAUCCUGAAGAAAAAUGGAAGAGGAAAACUCAUUUGUUGCCCCAUUAUACAUAUAUAUAUAUAUCUCUCUAUAUAUAUAAUCACAUUCACAAUGUACACAUGAAUGUGAAGAGACUAAUUGAAACUGUGGGAAUAGUACAUGUUAAGCUUCAACUGCUUCAUAAGAAAGGGGAUGUUGCUUCUGCCUUUGAGAAAAAAGAAGUGAAUUGUAGCACAGAAGAGCUUUGCAAAAUAUGCCGUAUUCUGUCAGUUUUCACCCCUAAUAAUUUCUAAUCAUUAGAUAUACUGAUUUGUAUUUAUUUUUCUAAAGGAUUGCAACAAAUUGAUGGAAUGGACAUUGCAUUGCUUUCCUUGUGUUUGAUCUAAUGAUAGCUCCAUUGGUGACUUGCAUUAUUAUUCAUUGCAACCUAGACGGUUCUACCCUGUCUUUCGUAGUAUUGCCAUGUGGAAGUGUUGAGUUGUGAAAAUGCCCUGCAUAUAAUUCCGUUUAGUAAAAAUAAUAUAAUGAUUUGUGAAGCAAUGUAAAGAGUGCAAAAAAUUGUUUCAAAAAAUCAUGAAGCAAGACUUUGUGCUACCCAAGAACUUGAUCAGUGCCAGGUGAAGUCUAUGUGGGCUGGUUUUUUAGAAGAGCAUAUCCAAGAAAUAGAAAUGGAGCUGUCUGUUGACUUCCAAUGACUCAUCAUGAUAUGACUUAAUAGGAAUAAGAAGAGAAAGAAACAGCAAUUUUGUUUUUGUUGAUUUUUGUGUUUGGAAUGAUCACUGCCAAGGGCAAUAUUAAUGCAAAAGAUUUAUUUCAUCGUUAUUUAAGUGGUGUUUGUGGUGUGUAAAAUGCAAGCUCUGAAGGCACAUAGCACGGAAAGAGCAGAGGACCAGAUGAAGGAAAUGUCCAGAUUUGCAUGUAACAUCUGUACUGUUGUGACGUACCAUGAUGAGAUUUAAUGUAUCAACAAAAACAAAGUGGUGUUGGUAAUGAAAUUAUAUUAUAAGGGACUAAAAGUGGAAAAAUAAAAAUAAUUAUUUCACUUACCAAAUAUUGCUUUCAUGUCUUUGCACAGUAUUUAAAUGCAACUUACUGUUGGUCUCUUACUGUUGAAUUGCAAAUGGGAAUUUCACUGUCAUGUAUGUCUACAAUGAAGUAAAGCAUCAAAGUGAAACUUUUAGUAGUCAUUUAGUAAAAGAAUAAAUAAAAAGAGUCGCAUUGAAGAACUUGUUAAGAAGUGAAAUGAACUCUUGAUUCAGGAGCUUAUGUGGAAGAAUAUCUUUCUGGAUUUUCAUCUAUCCUCUAUCCCCGCUGGAUAAUAGAAGCGUGUGUUUUUUGUAUACAUGCAUCAGUGGUGGGAUUUACUCUCCAAGAUGUAUGGUUGAAGUUUUUUAAGUAUAUUAUUUUUGUCGUUAAUCUUUCCGUGGUCCAGAAUCCAAGUUUUACAAUUAUGUGGAUGUGUUUGUUUCCAAGAAAAUGUUUGGAUGAAUCGCAAAAGGACCAAAAAAAAAACAACAUAAAAAAAACAACCACCAACAACGUAAGCAACAUGGAUGAUGGUGUAAUGCCUUCAAUUCUUGGUACUUUGUAAGCUGUUUUGUGUAGUUAGCCAUAGAUGCAAUAAACAAAAAUUCCAUACGAGACUUCCCCACAUUAAAUAAGUUUUUUCAAUAAUGCCUAUUUUCCUUGGAAAUGAGGUAAUUUUUCUCUUAUUUUUUUUUAUUAGGCAGAUAACUGACUGAGAUAAAAUCUGUCUUUGUCGUUAUUUCUGUGCAUUCUUGUUCAAGUAUCUCUUGCCUCCUUAAAAAAAAUCGACUGCGUUACAUGAAAACUAAUGGUGUUUGAGAAGUUUAUAACCUAAUUUGUGAAAAUUGCUUUUAAUACAGAGAGAUACUAGGAUGCCUGUUGGUUUGACUGAGAAUGCAAUUGUUUGGGAGUAUAGUCAUGCCUAACGUUGUGUAUAAUAAAAUUCUGUAUAUGUUUAUGAAUCAAAUUUCUGAAAAUUAGUGUGUUGAUUGGAACUUAUGAAAUAAAAUUACUACCAUGAGCCCUGUUAAGUUAUCUGUUUUUGUGAAUUUCAUUGCUGUACAGCCUCCUAUAACAGUCGCAUACCAAUGGCAUUCCAGUACCCAAUGAACACCUGUGCGAGUGUGUGUGGGGAGGGGGAGAGGUCAACACCAAACUCUGUAAUAAAUUGCAAUAUAAGUGAAGGACAUUUUCU